GAAGUGCAGAUUGCGAACCUGGACAUUAUUUGGCUGGAUAUUCUUUAAUCAAGAAAAGGUUUAUGAGUCAGGAUGCAGAGCCGAUUUGGCAUCACACUACCUAACAAGCCUCUUACAAGGUCUCAUAUCCAUGGGGCGUCUAGUAUUCCCCUCGAAACAGUAACCCUGGCUGAAGCUCUGGAUGACACCGCCAUGAAAUAUCCCCAAAAAGAAGCAAUAAUUUAUCAUUCAAUAAACAAAGCGAGAGAUGUGAUGCUGUUCGAAGAAUGGCAAAGUAAAUCAAGAAAGAUUGGGGCAGCAUUGAAGAGACUUGGCAUCAACCUUGGUGACAAUGUAGCUAUAUUGGCACCUAACUGUAAUGAGUUUCUGAUCGCUGCAUGGGGUGUCUUCUAUAUCGGGGCUACUGCUGUUUUCCUUAGCUACGAACUAAAAAGUGGGGAGGACAUUAUCAGUAAAAUAAAAAGUACUAAAUGCAGAGGCCUUUUCAUAUAUAAUGAUAGCAGUUCUAUGGCAAACAGAGUUUUGGAAGAAGUGCUGAAUCAGGAUACUGGAUUACAUGAAAUCGAAAAGCCAUUGAUAAUUUCAAUUGGCAAGUCUUUUGAUGGGACUCAUUCAUUUGAUGAUCUUUUAAAUACACCAACACCUGCUGAAGUUGAUGAUGUCAUCAAGAAUAUGUUCAAAAUAAACUGUGAAGAUAGCGCUUUUGUAGCUUUGACAUCUGGUAGCACAGGAACACCUAAGAUAGUCAACAUAAAUCACCAAGCUAUUUUAAAUUCAUUCUACUACUCAUGUAGUCUAAGAGGUGGGAUGGAUGAAAAAAGCGUAAUCUUCAAUGAUCGCCCCCUCUCCUGGAUCGGAGGUCUCAUGAUGCCUGUAUGCGCGGUCAAGAUGGGUACAACUGGCGUAUCGAUUGACACAAGUACAACUGUAAGUGGGACACAAACUGAGUUCAUACUUGAGUGCAUAAAAUCUGAAGGUUGUACACACAUGAUAGCCAUGCCGUAUCUCAUGUAUGAUAUCAUACACAGUGACUUAAAGAUGAAAGAUACCAUCACAAGUCUGGAAACUAUAUUUGUCGGUGGACAAAAAGUUCCAGAAAAUCUUGUGCAGGGAAUGAGAGAUAUUUUCAAGGGGCUAACAGUUGUAAACUUGUAUGGCUCCAGUGAAAUUGGUGGUACUGUGUUGAGUACAAGCAUAUCUGAACCACUGGUAGUGGAUGGCUGCGUUACAGUUGGAUACCCUAUUCCUCACACUGAAGUGAAAUUGAUUGAUGAAAAUGGUUAUGUUAUUCCCAUCGGUCAACAUGGUGAAAUAUGCCUGAGGGGACAUAACUGGGUGAGCAAGGCAUUCCAAGAUGAGCAUGGCUGGUUCCACACAGGAGAUAUUGGGGAAAUGGAUUCUGCUGGAAGACUGUACAUAUUCGGACGUUGCAAAGACAUGAUUAAACGUGGUACGCUUGCAAUAGUUACAGGUCCACUUGAACAGACCCUUGCUACGAAUGAGAGAAUUGAAGCUGUGUACGUGGUAGGUGUACCAGAUGAAAGGCUCUAUGAGGAGAUAUGUGCUUGUAUUGAAGUGAAACCCGAUGCCAACCUUACUGCCGAUGAUAUGAGAAGCUGGUGUGAUGAGGUGUUCACUGCGGAAGGGACUGCCGAUGGCAUUAGUAUGGCGCCAAAAUACUUUGUGUUUGUUGACAGUUUCCCCCUCCGGCCAAAUGGUAAAAUUGAUAGAGGCCAACUGAAAACUUUAGCAAUGGCACAACUUCAUAUGUCAGAAUAAACUUUAGGAAUGGUCCCAUCUUUCGCCAAAUGGAAGGUCUUUGGAGGGUCAUAGUCAGAAUAAAAGAAACCAGAAGAGAAUGGUUGAUGUACUUGUUACAUCAGAAGAUUUGAAUGCAAAUGUACAUACUAAAGCUAACUUUAACCUUUUAAUAAAAAAA
Owenia fusiformis is the source of this 1939-nucleotide messenger RNA. The record is from the annotation of a GenBank genome assembly. Lineage: Eukaryota; Metazoa; Annelida; Polychaeta; Sabellida; Oweniidae.